AUGCACGUAUCUAUCAGUAUCGUCAUUGCUUUAAUUGCUUUUGGUUCUGUUUACUCAACAUCAGUGCCAUAUCCAACUGCUAAUAAUGAUCUUCUUCAAGCUCAAAUUCACUUCUUAGCCUCACUCACACCUGAGCAACGAGGUUUAUGGGGUAAAAUCAAAGAUAAAGUAACCAAUGCUGCUAUCAAUGCUGGUAUUAGUGCGGCUGUUGGUCUUAUUGGUAAACGUGAUGCUGAUGAUCAAGAAGUUGAAUUAUUCUUGGCCUCACUUACACCUGCUCAACGUGGUUUAUGGGGUAAAAUCAAAGAUAAAAUCACAAACGCUGCUAUUGGUGCUGGUGUCAGUGCUCUCGCUGGUCUCAUUGGUAAACGUUCAACUGAUGAUCAAGAAAUUGAUUUAUUUUUAGCGUCCCUCACACCUGAACAACGUGGUUUAUGGGGCAAAAUCAAAGAUAAAGUAACCAAUGCUGCUAUCAACGCUGGUAUCAGUGCAGCUGCUGGUCUUAUUCUCGGUAAACGUGCUGCUGAAGAUCAAGAAAUUGAAUUGUUUUUAGCUUCCCUCACACCUGAGCAACGCGGCCUAUGGGGCAAAAUCAAAGAUAAAGUAACCAAUGCUGCUAUCAAUGCUGGUAUUAGCGCGGCUGUUGGUCUUAUUGGUAAACGUGACGCUGAUGAUCAAGAAGUUGAAUUAUUCUUGGCCUCACUUACACCUGCUCAACGUGGUUUAUGGGGUAAAAUCAAAGAUAAAAUCACAAAUGCUGCUAUUGGUGCUGGUGUCAGUGCUCUCGCUGGUCUCGUUGGUAAAAAAUAA
Molecule: messenger RNA, 810 nt
Organism: Adineta ricciae
Lineage: Eukaryota; Metazoa; Rotifera; Eurotatoria; Adinetida; Adinetidae
Source: the annotation of a GenBank genome assembly